Salvelinus fontinalis (brook trout) is the source of this 7108-nucleotide messenger RNA. It is a transcript of the gene asphd1, whose product is annotated as aspartate beta-hydroxylase domain containing 1. NCBI's taxonomy places the organism in Eukaryota, Metazoa, Chordata, Actinopteri, Salmoniformes, Salmonidae. The record is from RefSeq and is a predicted model, not a curated record. The transcript is spliced from 6 exons. Bases 333 to 1421 code for a protein of 362 amino acids.
UUUGCAUGAACUUGGUUCUCUUGGCGAAGAGCUGUACACCAACAGUGCUGAAACAGCAACACACAUCUAAAUGCCCAGGCUAGAGAUUGGAUAGCAUGCAACAUUUAAACUAAGAUUGCCUAUACCAAGCUAAAUAGAAUACAAAAAUAUAUUUCACUUCAAUUGACCAGACGAUAAAUAAAUAAGUCUAAAAUCCUAUACCCUUCGGUAUUUUCCGUAAAGGAGGACAUUAUACUCUGGCGCUUUGCGGAAACAUCGAAUGCGGAACAAAUUGUAUCGAGUUGCAUCGGCGCAACCCAUCAAGACAGAUAGACAGUGUUCAUCACUGUAGGAUGGACUGGCCCAUGGAUCUGCUCCCAUUGCCCCCUUUUGCUGAGCUGGGGGUCUGUCCUCUGAAUGGGCUUCUGUGGACCCUGCUGCUCCUCUUCCUAUGGUAUUGUUACAGGGUGGGCUCUGACCCGCCAGCUCCAGGCCGAGCCAUCCCAGGUAAGCACAAGUCCGGCUCCAGGCGCUCUGUGUUGUCCCGCGCCGGCAGCUGUGCUGGAGCAGUGUGCAGUGCCACAUCAAAUGUGGCCACUGGCGAUCGGGGGACUCCCUGCAUCACCAUGGAGACGGGAGAGGAGGAGCAGGGGCAAGGAUACCUGACCCCUGUGCUGAGCCAUGCCCUGUUCCCAGCCCAGGCCACAGCGAGUGGCAGGAAGCUGUAUGCAGCACUGCAGGAGUAUGCAAAACGCUACAGCUGGGCUGGCAUGGGACGCAUUCAUAAAGGACUCCGGGAGCAGGCCACAUUAAAUGAUCGCUCCUCCAUCCAAAAGCCUCAUCUCUUCUUCCUCCCAGAUGUCCCCAGCAUUCCUUUUUUCCCACGUGACGCCCAUCGACAUGACAUUGAGGUCUUGGAGGCCAACUAUCCCAUAAUCCUCGCAGAGUUUCAGGCGGUCUACCAGAGAGGCAUUGAUCCAAAGAUUGGCUGGACCGGCCUGGGACCUAAGGGCCAAGCUGUGUUCCCCUUGUACAGCGCAGGCGUGUGUGUAGCAAGGAACUGCCGCUCCUGUCCCUGCACCUACCGCACUCUUCUCUCCUUGCGCACCUUCAUAAGUAGCAACUCCCUGGGGUCAGCCGGGUUCUGGCUGCUAGGGCCUGGGGCCACACUAGGGGGAGUGUAUGGCCCCACCAAUACUCGCCUACGCUGCCACCUCGGAGUGCAGACCCCACCUCAGUGUGAGCUGGUAGUGGGAGGAGAGCCUCAGUGCUGGUCAGAGGGACACUGCCUCCUGGUGGAUGACUCCUUCCUGCACACUGUCUCCCAUAAUGGGGUGGCAGAGGACGGGCCACGGGUGAUUUUCAGUGUGGACCUCUGGCAUCCAAAUGUGGCUGCAGCAGAAAGACAGGCCCUGGACUACAUUUUCUGCCCUGACCAAUGAACUCCAACUUCCACUGUGCACAUGUUCUAGUUGUGCUCCACCCUUAUUUGAUAUGAGGGAAAGGUGCCCAAACCUAGUCUCGAGGGCUGUGCUCUUCAACCUCAAUGUUCAUCCAGUCCGAGUAUCACUGUGUGUGUCACUAGUGAAUCCACUGAAACAGUCCAAAUAGCCAAAGGAAGCUUACCCACAGACGCCAGUUCAAUGUCUUUUUUUUAUUUUUAAACCUUUAUUUAACUAGGAAAGUCAGUUAAGAACAAAUUCUUAUUUACAAUGACGGCCUACCCCGGCCAAACCCAGACGACGCUGGGUCAAUUGUGUGCCGCCCUAUGGGACUCCCAAUCACAGCCGGCUGUAAUACAGCCUGGAUUUGGUUGAGUUGUCAACUAAGCUGAAUUCACUGUGAAAAUAAAUAAAUCCCCAUGUCAUUGGAUUUCGGUAAAACGUUGGGUCAAAAAAAGACUACAAUUUCCUUAUGUUGAUGACUUCUUUAAAAUCCAUGUUGAUUCAACAUCAUGACAUAUAAUUUUUUGGGGGGAAAUGACAUAUAAACAACAUUUAUUCAACCAGUUUUUCCCAGUGGGUAGAAACAGAAUGAACGUACAGUCAUCUAAGAUCAGAACUGGUCUUUGCUGCUUUAAACUGCACACGGGCACUCACACACACAUUUGGACUGCACUAUCUUAAUAGCAAAACACACAAAUUACAUUGCGGGAUGAUCACAGCUUUUUGAUAGGUGACCUCAUGAUGCAAAUUAAUCCUCCAAUAAAACAAGUAAAUAUUUCUUAUUUUGUAGAACUGUAUCAACACAGUUUUUGCUCAACAUAUGUAAGUAACUGCAGAAACUGUGAGGGAAAAAAGUCAAUUAACCACUGUUUUAUCUAUUCAUUUUUGUUAUUUUGUUGUGCCUGUUUUCUAUCUAUUCUUUUCUCAAUUGUGCCUGAUGUUAAUUUAAGGUGACCCCUUUUGGCAUAUACUGUGAUAUAGAUAUUUAAUUUUGUUUGACUCAAUAGAUUUUUUGUGAGCUUGCAUAUAUAUAUAUAUAAACUCAGCAAAAAAAGAAACGUCCUCUCACUGUCAACUGCGUUUAUUUCCAGCAAACUUAACAUGUGUAACUAUUUCUAUGAACAUAACAAGAUUCAACAACUGAGACAUAAACUGAACAAGUUCCACAGACAUGUAACUAACAGAAAUUGAAUAAUGUGUCCAUGAACAAAGGGGGGUGGGGGGGGGAUUCAAAAUCAAAAGUAACAGUCAGUAUCUGGUGUGGCCACCAGCUGCAUUAAGUACUGCAGUGCAUCUCCUCCUCAUGGACUGCACCAGAUUUGCCAGUUCUUGCUGGGGGGAAUAGCCCUAGCCCUCACCCUCCGAUCCAACAGGUCCCAGACGUGCUCAAUGGGAUUGAGAUCCGGGCUCUUCGCUGGCCAUGGCAGAACACUGACAUUCCUGUCUUGCAGGAAAUCACGCACAGAACGAGCAGUAUGGCUGGUGGCAUUGUCAUGCUGGAGGGUCAUGUCAGGAUGAGCCUGCAGGAAAGGUACCACAUGAGUGAGGAGGAUGUCUUCCCUGUAACACACAGCGUUGAGAUUGCCUGCAAUGACAACAAUCUCAGUCCGAUGAUGCUGUGACACACCGCCCCAGACCAUGACAGACCCUCCACCUCCAAAUCGAUCCCGAUCCAGAGUACAGGCCUCAGUGUAACGCUCAUUCCUUCGACGAUAAACGCGAAUCCAACCAUCACCCCUGGUGAGACAAAACUUCGGCUCGUCAGUGAAGAGCACUUUUUGCCAGUCCUGUCUGGUCCAGCGAAGGUCGGUUUGUGCCCAUAGGCGACGUUGAUGCCGGUGAUGUCUGGUGAGGACCUACCUUACAACAGGCCUACAAGCCCUCAGUCCAGCCUCUCUCAGCCUAUUGCGGACAGUCUGAGCACUGAUGGAGAGAUUGUGCAUUCCUGGUGUAAAUCAGGCAGUUGUUGUUGCCUUCCUGUCCCGCAGGUGUAAUGAUCGGAUGUACCGAUCCUGUGCAGGCGUUGUUACACGUGGUCUGCCACUGCGAGGACGAUCAGCUGUCCGUCCUGUCUCCCUGUAGCGCUGUCUUAGGCGCCUCACAGUACGGACAUUGCAAUUUAUUGCCCUGGCCACAUCUGCAGUCCUCGUGCCUCCUUGCAGCAUGCCCAAGGCACGUUCACGCAGAUGAGCAGGGACACUGGACAUCUUUCUUUUGGUGUUUUUCAGAGUCAGUAGAAAGGCCCCUUUAGUGUCCUAAGUUUUCAUAACUGUGACCUUAAUUGCCUACCGUCUGUAAGCUGUUAGUGUCUUAACGACCGUUCCACAGGUGCAUGUUCAUUAAUUGUUUAUGGUCCAUUGAACAAGCAUGGGAAACAGUGUUUAAACCCUUUGCAAUGAAGAUCUGUGAAGUUAUUUGGAUUUUUACGAAUUAUCUUUGAAAGACAGGGUCCUGAAAAAGGGACAUUUCUUUUUUUGCUGAGUUUAUAUAUAUACAGUACCAGUCAAAAAAUGUUGGACAUUCAAGGAUUUUUCUUUAUUUUUACUAUUUUCUACAUUGUAGAAUAAUAGUGAAGACAAACUUUUAAAUAACACAUAUGGAAUCGGGUAGUGACUAAAAAGUGUUAAACAAAUCAUAAUAUACACUGCUCAAAAAAAUAAAGGGAACACUUAAACAACACAAUGUAACUCCAAGUCAAUCACACUUCUGUGAAAUCAAACUGUCCACUUAGGAAGCAACACUGAUUGACAAUACAUUUCACAUGCUGUUGUGCAAAUGGAAUAGACAAAAAGUGGAAAUUAUAGGCAAUUAGCAAGACACCCCCCAAAACAGGAGUGAUUCUGCAGGUGGUGACCACAGACCACUUCUCAGUUCCUAUGCUUCCUGGCUGAUGUUUUGGUCACUUUUGAAUGCUGGCGGUGCUCUCACUCUAGUGGUAGCAUGAGACGGAGUCUACAACCCACACAAGUGGCUCAGGUAGUGCAGUUCAUCCACGAUGGCACAUCAAUGCGAACUGUGGCAAAAAGGUUUGCUGUGUCUGUCAGCGUAGUGUCCAGAGCAUGCAGGCGCUACCAGGAGACAGGCCAGUACAUCAGGAGACGUGGAGGAUGCCGUAGGAGGGCAACAACCCAGCAGCAGGACCGCUACCUCCGCCUUAGUGCAAGGAGGUGCACUGCCAGAGCCCUGCAAAAUGACCUCCAGCAGGCCACAAAUGUGCAUGUGUCAGCAUAUGGUCUCACAAAGGGUCUGAGGAUCUCAUCUCGGUACCUAAUGGCAGUCAGGCUACCUCUGGCGAGAACAUGGAGGGCUGUGCGGCCCCACAAAGAAAUGCCACCCCACACCAUGACUGACCCAAAGCCAAACCGGUCAUGCUGGAGGAUGUUGCAGGCAGCAGAACGUUCUCCACGGCGUCUCCAGACUCUGUCACGUCUGUCACAUGUGCUUAGUGUGAACCUGCUUUCAUCUGUGAAGAGCACAGGGCGCCAGUGGCGAAUUUGCCAAUCUUGGUGUUCUCUGGCAAAUGCCAAACGUCCUGCACGGUGUUGGGCUGUAAGCACAACCCCCACCUGUGGACGUCGGGCCCUCAUACCACCCUCAUGGAGUCUGUUUCUGACCGUUUGAGCAGACACAUGCACAUUUGUGGCCUGCUGGAGGUCAUUUUGCAGGGCGCUGGCAGUGCACCUCCUUGCACAAAGGCGGAGGUAGCGGUCCUGCUGCUGGGUUGUUGCCCUCCUACGGCCUCCUCCACGUCUCCUGAUGUACUGGCCUGUCUCCUGGUAGCGCCUGCAUGCUCUGGACACUACGCUGACAGACACAGCAAACCUUUUUGCCACAGUUCGCAUUGAUGUGCCAUCGUGGAUGAACUGCACUACCUGAGCCACUUGUGUGGGUUGUAGACUCCGUCUCAUGCUACCACUAGAGUGAGAGCACCGCCAGCAUUCAAAAGUGACCAAAACAUCAGCCAGGAAGCAUAGGAACUGAGAAGUGGUCUGUGGUCACCACCUGCAGAAUCACUCCUGUUUUGGGGGGUGUCUUGCUAAUUGCCUAUAAUUUCCACCUAUUGUCUAUUCCAUUUGCACAACAGCAUGUGAAAUGUAUUGUAUUGACUUGGAGUUACAUUGUGUUGUUUAAGCGUUCCCUUUAUUUUUUUGAGCAGUGUAUUUUAGAUUAUUCAAAGUAGCCACCCUUUGCCUUGACAGCUUUGCACACUCUUGGCAUUCUCUCUGCCAUCUUCACCUGGAAUGUUUAUCCAAGAGCCUUGAACGAGUUCCCACAUAUGCUGAGCACUUGUUGGCUGCUUUUCCUUCACUCUGUGGUCCAAUUCACCCCAAACCAUCUCAAUUGGGUUCAGGUUCUGGUGAUUGUGGAGGCCAAGUCAUCUUAUGCAGCACUCCUUCACCCUCCUUCUUGGUAAAAUAGACCUUACACAGCCUGGAGGUGUGUUGGGCCAUUGUCCCGUUGAAAAACAAAUGAUUGUCCCACUAAGUGCAAACCAGAUGGGAUGGCGUAUCACUGCAGAAUGCUGUGGUAGCCAUGCUGGUUAAGUGUGCCUUGAAUUCUAAAUAAAUCACAGACAGUGUCACCAGCAAAGCACCCUCACACCAUCACACCUCCUCCUCCAUGCUUUAUGGUGGGAACCACACAUGUGACGAUUAUCCGUCCACCGACUCUGCAUCUCACAAAGACACGGCGGUUGGAACCAAAAAUAUAAAAUUUGAACUCAUCAGACCAGAGGGCAGAUUUCCACCGGUCUAAUGUCCAUUGCUGCUGUUUCUUUGCCCAAGCAGGUCCCUUCUUCUUAAUGGUGUCCUUUAGUAGUGGUUUCUUUGCAGCAAUCGACCAUGAAGGCCUGAUUCACGCAGUCUCCUCUGAACAGUUGAUGUUGAUGUGUCUGUUACUUGAACUCUGUGAAGCAUUUAUUUGGGCUGCAAUUUCUGAGGCUGGUAACUCUAAUGUACUUAUCCUCUGUAGCAGAGGUAACUUCCUGUGGUGGUACUCGUGAGAGCCAGUUUCAUCAUAGCUCUUGAUGGUUUUUGCGACUGCACUUGAAGAAAUGUUCAAAGUUCUUGACAUUUUCCAGGUUUUGACUGACCAUCAUGUCUUAAAGUAACGAUGGACUGUCAUUUCUCCUUGCUUAUUUGAGCUGUUCUUGCCAUAAUAGGGUCUUGGUCUUUUACUAAAUAGGUUUAUCUUCUGUAUACCAUCCCUACCUUGUCACAACACAACUGAUUGGCUCAAUGCAUUAAGAAGGAAAGAAAUUCCACAAAUUAACUUUUAACAAGGCACACCUGUUAAUUCAAAUACAUUCCAGGUGACUACCUCAUGAAGCUGGUUGAGAUGAUGACAGCUUUGCACACUCUUGGCAUUAAGGCAAGGGUGGCUACUUUGAAGAAUCGAAAAUCGAAAAUAUAUUUUGAUUUGUUUAACACUUUUGGUUACUACAUGAUUCCAUAUGUGUUAUUUCAUAGUUUUGAUGUAUUCACUAUUCUACAAUGUAGAAAAUAGUAAAAUAAAGAAAAACCCUGGAAUGAAUAGGUGUGCCCAAACUUUUGACUGGUACUGUAUAUACAAAAUCAUGUGGAAUUGAAAAGCGUAGUCUGUAAGAACAAAUCAUAGCACUGAUGAAGCAUGUUCUGCACUGUAUGUGAAUAUGCAGCUAAUAAAAGUGUCCAAAUAUCCUCUCA